CUUUUCGCAGCGUGUUGAAGCGCUACUUCUUGACCCGGAAGUAGUUCGCUAACACGCGUUACAGUUUCGUUGUGGUUACGACGGUAGCCGGCGGAAACCAAGAGGCAAAUUUCUGUAUUUCUCCAUUCACGUUUAUCUGAACAAGAAACAUGAGUCUGUUAACCAAGCCCAAGUCGGAGAUGACCCCUGAGGAGCUCCAGAAACGCGAGGAGGAGGAGUUCAAUACGGGCCCUCUGUCUGUGCUCACUCAAUCAGUCAAGAACAACACACAGGUCCUCAUCAACUGUCGCAACAACAAGAAGCUGCUUGGAAGAGUCAAGGCUUUUGACAGGCACUGCAACAUGGUGUUGGAGAACGUGAAGGAGAUGUGGACAGAAGUCCCAAAGAGCGGCAAGGGAAAGAAGAAGUCUAAGCCAGUGAAUAAGGACCGUUACAUCUCGAAGAUGUUCCUCAGGGGCGACUCUGUCAUCGUCGUCUUGAGAAAUCCCCUGAUCACUGGGAAAUAAACUGUUUACCAUCACCCA
Molecule: messenger RNA, 524 nt
Organism: Myripristis murdjan (pinecone soldierfish)
Lineage: Eukaryota; Metazoa; Chordata; Actinopteri; Holocentriformes; Holocentridae
Gene: snrpd2
Product: small nuclear ribonucleoprotein D2 polypeptide
Exons: 3
Coding region: 150-506 (118 amino acids)
Biological process (GO): RNA splicing
Cellular component (GO): small nuclear ribonucleoprotein complex
Molecular function (GO): RNA binding
Source: RefSeq, a predicted model, not a curated record